AUUAAAAAAAACGUUACUGGUUAAUGGAUAAUUAGCCUAAGCAAAAAGAAUUGAAGAACUGAAGGGAAGGUUUAAGAAAGACCCAAAAAUUGAGUAAACCCUACAAAAUCUUUCCCACCGAUCCAAUCAAAAACUUUAUUCAUUAGCUAAAAGAAAGAAACAAACAUCAUCGAUGGCUGAAACAAAAGAAGGAUCAAGUUCGGAGGUGUCUCUGAAGGAUCAAGGAAACGAGUUUUUUAAGUCCGGCAAGUAUCUCAAAGCUGCUGCACUCUACACUCAAGCCAUCAAAAAAGACCCUUCAAAUCCCACUCUUUAUAGUAACCGUGCUGCAGCAUUGCUGCAAUUGGAUAAGCUUAACAAAGCUCUCGAUGAUGCUGACAUGACUAUUAAAUUAAAGCCCCAAUGGGAAAAGGGACAUUUCCGGAGGGGGUGCAUAUUGGAGGCCUUGAAACGAUAUGAUGAUGCAUUAGCUUCCUUUCAGAUCGCUUCGCAGUAUAACCCACAAAGUCAAGAAGUAUCAAAAAAGAUAAAGAAGAUAAACCAACUAGCGAAAGAUAGCAAGCGAGCUCAAGAAGUGGAGAAUAUGAGAUCAAAUGUUGACAUGGCCAAACAUUUAGAUACAUUGAAACCUGAAUUGUCUGAAAAGUAUGGAUCUGAAGAAAGCUGGAAAGACAAGUUCUCGUUUCUUGUUGAGACCAUGGAAACUGCUGUAAAAUCAUGGCAUGAAACUUCUUCAGUAGAUGCUAGAGUUCACUUUCUCCCUGACAAAGAAAAGACGCAGACCGAUAAGUAUCCCCCAAUUGUGAACAUUGAUAAGGCCUUUGAAACACCAGAAACACACAGCAGCUGCUUUUCAUUUCUUAGGCAGUAUGCCGAGGAGUCUUUCUCCAAAGCAGCCUGCUUAGUGACUGCUAAAAACAUCAUUGCUUAUCCACAGGUCUGGAAAGGCCAAGGAUCAAGGAAAUGGAAACAUGCACAGAAUGAUGGUUUCUUUGUUCAAUUUGAGUCUCCUUCCCUGAGAAAGUUGUGGUUUAUUCCCAGUUCGAUUGAAAAGGGACAGACACUGUGCAGGGAUCCCGAAAUUCUGGACAUUGGUUCUCAUGAAGUUGUUCCUCGCUUAUUCAAAGAAAAGACUUCCCGAUCUUAAUAUACUCUACUCAUUUUUGGCGAAUACUUAUAAAAAUGAUAGGUUCACAGGAAGUUUCAGUGCUUAUGUUUUGUUGUCUCCCUGGAAUGUAACAUAUUGCUGGCAAGAUGUUCUUCAUAUUUUUGUUUUAUUCAUUUGUUUUUAGAAUUAUCUAAGCUUUCAACCAGUUACAUUUUUUUGGCAAUUAUAUUAAGCUUUCAAUGAGUUACAUUUUCUUGGCAAUUAUAAAUUGUUUGAUUGCUCAUAAUCUACUCUAGUAUUGUGGAGAUUGGACAACGGUUUGUUUAUCAUUGCUGAGGCUAGUUUGGAAGCAGUAGAUGUAGAUUGUAUUAUUGUAUCUGAAUUCUGUGGUUAAAUGAAAUGGAGCGGAUUUUUUGUA
Molecule: messenger RNA, 1526 nt
Organism: Lathyrus oleraceus (garden pea)
Lineage: Eukaryota; Viridiplantae; Streptophyta; Magnoliopsida; Fabales; Fabaceae
Product: U-box domain-containing protein 70
Exons: 8
Coding region: 173-1147 (324 amino acids)
Molecular function (GO): Hsp90 protein binding
Source: RefSeq, a predicted model, not a curated record